GGGGAGGACGGGGCGUGGCCUCAGGGUGGGCGGUCCCGUUCCCCUCCAUCUCCGCCGCCGCCAUGCCGUACGCCAACCAGCCGACGGUGCGCAUCACGGAGCUCAGCGACGAGAACGUCAAGUUCAUCAUCGAGAACACGGACCUGGCCGUAGCCAAUUCCAUCAGGAGGGUGUUCAUCGCUGAAGUUCCCAUCAUCGCCAUCGACUGGGUCCAAAUAGACGCCAACUCUUCCGUCCUCCAUGACGAGUUCAUCGCACACAGACUGGGUCUGAUCCCACUUACCAGCGAUGAUGUUGUUGAUAAACUGCAAUAUUCCAGGGAGUGCACCUGUGAUGAGUUCUGCCCGGAGUGCUCCGUGGAGUUCACCCUGGACGUCCGGUGCAACGAAGACCAGACCCGCCACGUCACGUCCCGUGACCUCAUCUCCAACAAUCCUCGGGUGAUACCGGUGACGUCCCGGAGCAGAGAUAAUGAUCCGAACGACUACGUGGAGCAGGACGACAUUCUCAUUGUCAAGCUGCGGAAAGGGCAGGAGCUGAGACUUCGGGCCUAUGCGAAGAAGGGCUUCGGCAAAGAGCACGCCAAGUGGAACCCCACAGCCGGAGUGGCCUUCGAGUACGACCCAGACAACGCACUGCGGCACACGGUGUAUCCGAAGCCCGAGGAAUGGCCAAAGAGUGAAUACUCUGAAAUUGAUGAAGAUGAAGCCCAGGCUCCAUACGAUCCCAACGGGAAGCCGGAGAGAUUUUAUUACAACGUCGAGUCGUGUGGCUCCCUGCGUCCAGAGACCAUCGUCCUCUCGGCGUUGUCCGGCUUGAAGAAGAAGCUGAGCGACCUCCAGACCCAGCUCAGCCAGGAGAUCCAGAGUGACGUGCUCACCAUCAACUGAUUCUCCUCUGCCUCCUGAAGCGGUCCCACUGCUGAGGAACCGGGGACAACCUCUUGCCGUUCUUAUAGAUCCAGAGACAUUUCUUUUACAGACAGCCUUCAGUGCUCCCUAAACCAAAUUGUCGUUUAUGGGACUGAGGAAAUAGUGUCAAGGGCAUUAAAGACAGCCCGGACCAUUUUCCUCAUUUCUUUUUUUCUUCUCAUCCCCCCCACUGUACUCUUUUGCUUCUUUUUACACACACACACACCUGUCAACAGUUUUCUUCCCAGCUUCUCGGUUCCGUGGGGCGGUGAGCGAUAAUAAACGUGCCCUGCCUGGCAGAUAUCCAGGUGACGCUACUGAUGUUUUAGAAUAUUUCCAUUUGCUCCUUUGUUGAAUAAAAGCCCUUUUCCUGGUU
This is a messenger RNA of Pogona vitticeps (central bearded dragon), 1287 nucleotides long. It is a transcript of the gene POLR2C, whose product is annotated as RNA polymerase II subunit C. NCBI's taxonomy places the organism in Eukaryota, Metazoa, Chordata, Lepidosauria, Squamata, Agamidae. Gene Ontology annotation, cellular component: RNA polymerase II, core complex. Gene Ontology annotation, molecular function: protein dimerization activity; DNA binding. The record is from RefSeq and is a predicted model, not a curated record. Gene Ontology annotation, biological process: transcription by RNA polymerase II.